Molecule: messenger RNA, 792 nt
Organism: Gadus chalcogrammus (walleye pollock)
Lineage: Eukaryota; Metazoa; Chordata; Actinopteri; Gadiformes; Gadidae
Exons: 2
Coding region: 1-792 (263 amino acids)
Source: RefSeq, a predicted model, not a curated record
AUGGAUAGUAAACGAGUCAAGCUAAUGCAGCUCUUCACAACAUGCCAACAGUGUGGAGUGUUAAUUGAAGAGGAUGACAAGAAAGUGACCACUAGUGGGACCCGCAUACACAUCAAGUGGAGCUGUGUGAAAGGACACUCAGGUGAAUGGGAGUCAUGUUCUCAACUGCGUGGAAUGCCCGAAAACAACCUGCUGGUUGCCUCAUCCAUCCUGUUCACAGGUUCAACUUUCACAGAAAUCUUUGAUUGGGCUGAACUACUGAAUCUCCAAAUUCCAAAGAAGACUACAUUUUACUCCCUGCAAUCCACCUACCUCAUACCAGUGAUUGAGAAUGCAUACCGUGACCAUCACGAAGAGAUGAUGAGCAAUCUACAACUACAGGACAGUGGUGGAGGGAUUUCAAUCUGCGGUGAUGGUCGUUCUGAUUCACCUGGAUUUAGUGCCAAGUACACUACAUACAGUUUCAUGAGUAAUGCAACACAGGAAAUCAUCAUGGUGGAUUUAGUUCAGGUUACAGAGGCGACCAGUUCACCAGCCAUGGAGACCCUGGGGUUUCGAAGGGGUCUGGACCGUUUGCUUCAGGCAGGAGUUAGAGUGGAUGUCAUCACUACAGACCGCUCUCCUUCUAUCAGGAAGCUUAUGAGAGAGACCUACUCUGACAUCCAGCACCAGUUUGACCCUUGGCAUGUUGCAAAAGGUAAGCUUUUUACUAAAUGCAAUCAUUCUCUGUUGAAACCUCCCCCGCCCCCUCUUCUCUCUCAUCCCUACCGUCAUUGUCCUUUUAUUUCUUAG